Molecule: messenger RNA, 2773 nt
Organism: Ficedula albicollis (Collared flycatcher)
Lineage: Eukaryota; Metazoa; Chordata; Aves; Passeriformes; Muscicapidae
Gene: MCEE
Product: methylmalonyl-CoA epimerase
Exons: 4
Coding region: 1-768 (255 amino acids)
Biological process (GO): L-methylmalonyl-CoA metabolic process
Cellular component (GO): mitochondrion
Molecular function (GO): methylmalonyl-CoA epimerase activity
Source: RefSeq, a predicted model, not a curated record
AUGAUCUCGGAGGACUUUUCCAACCUAACUGAUUCUGUGGGAUUUCCUCAGAAAACAUCCUCGACAAAUGCUCCUUUCCUCCCAAGAACUGUGCAGUGCCCAGCGCCGCCCUUGGGAGGGCACGGCCCCCGGGUGGGCACGAUCCCCGGGAGGGCACGAUCCCCGGAGAAUGCUGCCUUCCUCCAAGUGGAAAAAUAUCUCUCACUUCAGCAAGAAUUGAAUAAUGUCUUAAGAAAUUACAGUACAAAACGGAGCUACUUCAGUAGAAGCUUAGGGCUUCUUAGCAGAUUGCAGACUUUAGCUCCCACAGUACGAACUCUAUCAUCAUCAAAAUCCUUUUCACAAAACAUUCCAAGCUGUUUGUGGAAACUGGGCCGACUUAAUCACGUGGCAAUUGCAGUGCCUGAUCUGGAGAAAGCUCAGUCCUUGUAUAAAGAUGUGUUGGGAGCCCAGGUGAGUGAGACUGUUGCUCUUCCUGAACAUGGUGUCUACACUGUUUUUGUGGAGCUGGGAAAUACCAAGCUGGAACUUCUGCAUCCUUUAGGAGAGAAAAGUCCCAUCACAAGCUUCCUGCAAAAAAACAAGACUGGAGGAAUGCAUCAUAUCUGCAUUGAGGUUGAUGACAUAAAAGCAGCUAUGACAGAACUGAAGAAAAAAAAGAUACGAAUAUUGAGCGAAGAGCCAAAAAUAGGUGCACAUGGCAAACCUGUGAUUUUUCUUCACCCUAAAGAUUGCCAUGGAGUCCUUGUGGAGCUUGAGCAAGCUUGAGCUGCAAUAUUCAUAAAUAAAACAAUAGAAGAGUUGUGAAGUUCCUGAGGUGGUGCUGGGAAUAUUGAUGUGGCAUUCAGUCUCUACAAGUUCAUUGUAGUUCCCACGGAUGAAGUACAGCUUUUAAGUACUGAAAUAGUGCUACAGAUUCAGGGUCUUUGUUGUUGUUGCUGAUCUGAUUUUCAGAAUUAAUAUGCUGGAAUUUCUUGAAUUCUCUAAGCACAAACACAUCAGCUAAGUUACACAUGCACCAUAGUAAUUUAUCUUUAGUUGCCUGUUUGCAGCAUGAUUUUACUUCUGUAGCCACAGAAACUGUACAGUUUCUAGGUCAAGCUGCAUUAUUUUGCUCUACAUUUCAGAGCAGAGACCCACUUCUCAGUGACAACAAUAUAGCUUAGACGUUUUCUUAAGAAGUGAAGGAAAACAAACACUGUGUUUUCUCUUUUCACCAUUCAUCACCGUGCUUCACAGUGAUUGGUUCAUGUAAUAAAAAAAUCUAUAUAUUGUUGUAUGGGUGUCUGCAGUCAGUAAAUAAGUUUUUCUUGGCAUAACCAUUACUGCCAAGGAAGUUACAAUGCAUAAAUCAUCAUUUAGUUGUUUUAUGAACUUUGUGGAUAUGCAGACCAUGCAAGAAGAGAACCUGGAAAUUACUUGCCUGACGUAUAUUUCAGACUGUAAUGCCCUUGUAACAUUUUAGUUUUUUCAUUUUUAGGGUUUUUGAAUUUUUUUUCCCAAGCUUUCUCCGUAGAAGGACGUCUUGAAGAGAUGAACAAGCAGCAAUUAACCUCUUCACUUAGUUUACAAAUACAGUUUUCCUUUGCAGAAGCACUUACCAACACAUUAUUUUCUAUAAUAACCAUCUGUCUGAGUUACUGUCUCCAAAAUGGUGUGGAGGGAGAAUGAUUGCUUAAAUUUUAAAAAGUUUAAAAAAAAGCAUUCUACUCCCUUUGAGACCUCUGAAAUCUUUGAGAGGUCAAUUGUGGUGCAAUACUUCCAGCUUCAGUACCUUCAAAAAGAAAAUACCUGUUCUGUUGGGCUGGAAAUACUGCUCUUGGUAUGUGUGGGAAGAUGGUUUGUAAGGACAGUGCAGAAGGCAAUUUUCCUCAAUGAAUUACAACUGUACUGAUUGUUGAGGAGUGGAAACAGCCUUGCCUGUCCAAUGAGGAUGGGUGUUAUAAAAGAGUGGGUUAGCUGGCUAAGAGUUAGAGAUCCAGGGUCUGCUGCAGUUUGAGAUGGAGUCUGCUGGCUGUGAUGUGAGGAGGAAGGAACAUGCAGUCAUGCAAGGGACUGACAAGGUAAGAUUCUUUGUGAGGGUUGGACAGGGUUAGGUGUUUGGGUAAGGGACAGGUUGGGGUUAGCUGAUCAUGCAGAGGGAAGAAGGAAACUUGCAGACUGAAGAUGAGGAGGAGUCAGUGCUGUGUGGAGUUGCCUGAGAGAAGGCAUGAAAAGUUUUUAAUAAGGGACUGGUGAUGGUGCCUGGCAUGUCUGUGUUGACAACUUCAACAGGUAUGUUGAUAAAAUGAGACUUAACUAUGUAUAUGAGACUUUUUCAUCAUUAACAAUUUUGAGAAUUAAUAAUAUGAAUUAAAACAUAAUUUGCCAAAUGUUUAAGCAACCUGUCUACAGAUUAUAUCUGCAGAUACAUUGCAGUUCUGUGUAAAACAUACAUGCAUUACAGUUUGGAUAAUGUUUUGAGCUUUUGGUGUCUUCAAAAGAAAACCAAAAUCAGUCAAGUAAUUGGGUUGUAGAAGGGGGCUGCUGGGAAAAGUCACCAUAGAAAUCCAUGACAGAAAAUAAUGUCUUAGUAGCAAAUGGAGAAUCUUAAUAACUAAAUUAAAAGCACUCCCACACAAAAUGGUGUUUCUGUGAAGGGCCUUUGUAUGUUCAUGGAAUGUGCCUUGAUGUUAACACCUGGGGUAUAGCUACCCCAGGGCAAAUAAAUACCACACUGAGCACUCAGCUAUUGCAGUAAACACUGAUACCUAGCUAAUUGCAAUGCAGUAUA